AUGACGUCUCGACUAUCCAAAGAGCAGCUGUUAGACGGAUUGAAACAUGCUGGUGCGGAAAUUCCAGCAAAUGCUUCUUCCUCCCGGCUUCGUGAGCUCUAUGACAAUGUUGUCGUUGGAAAUUUUAAAGAGGCUGGAGAACCUUCGGUUUCAUCGGAAACGUCUACCGCUGCAACUGCCUCAUCUGGUAUAGAAUGCCUCAUCUGGUAUGCAAAUUUAAAACUCGAAGUCAAUAAAUCUCAAGCAAAAGCUAAUAAUGAUGUGAAGCCUAAUGAUGCCAGAUAUGAACCUGAAGUAAAACACAAUUCUGAGGCCAAAUCUGAUGUUAAAACAAGACCUGCAGAUAUUAGCAAGGAAAGUCAAUUAGCCGUUACUGCUGUUGUCGCUUCAACUCAAGAUUCCGUUAAUGAAGCUGCUAAUUUGGACCUUCAAUUGGACAUUUUGCGAAAAAAACAUGAGUUAUUAAAACUUCAACACGCGAUCGCUGAUUUAGAAAAUGGCGGCUUAUUGCAGACCGAAGUUACACAAGUAUCAACACCACAUGUCACCUCGAACCGAUUGACCUUUCGUGACAUUGAGCACACCAUCGCCAAGUUCGAUGGUGAGAACCGGGCAUACGGUGUGUAUGAUUUUCUACGAAAUUUUGAUCGCGUUAUGAAUAUGGUUGCUGCUGACAAACUAUUUAAAUACACUUCUCUGUGUAACUCGCUGACGGGCACCGCACGGCUUUUAUUAAAUAGAACUGACGUUAUUAGUUACGCUCAACUAAAGGCAGCACUAGUCAAAGAAUUUGGCCGAGCCAUAAAUCGCGGCGAAAUUUAUAAAAUUUUAAGUAACUACAAGUGGAAUAAAAAGGAUAACCUCCGACGUUAUGUGUUAGAGAUGGAAAAUAUUGCAUCCCGCUGUGAUGACAUAGACGAAUUUGAACUAAUUGGCUUUAUUAUUAGUGGUAUGCAAGACAAUACACCAGAGGCAUAUUUGCUUAUGAACGCUCGUACAUUGGAUCAAUUUAAAGAGUCCUUGGAUUUGUACGAACAGCGCCGUGCUAGCCGUCCUGUCAUCAGCCGUGUUGCAGACACUCCAAAUAAACCAAUGAUGACAAAAAGAUCGGCUGAGGCCACUUCUGUCCCAUCGGACACUGCCAAUAUACGAUGCUAUAAUUGUACACAAAUGGGGCACUUUCAAAGCAAAUGCCCUUACGAUAAGCGACCUGAUGGAAGCUGUUUCCGCUGUUGGCAGAUGGGUCAUGAUCAUCGUAAUUGCACUUAUCCCAAGAAGUUACUGACUCAGCGUAAAAGGGAAAUUGCCGCUGUGAGUUCUGAUAAUGCUGACGUUAGAGAUGAUUUUUACGAAGAUACCAUUAGUGCUGUAAAUAAUGUAAGUAUUGCCUUUUGUGAUAGUGAGAUCAAGUGCAGAAGAUUUAUGAAUUGUUUUUCUCUUUUUGAUACCGGUAGCCCAACUAACUUUGUAAAGAGAUCUUAUGUUCCACAUUCCGUAAAUAAUACUGCAAUUAAGUCGAAAUAUCGCGGCCUAGGCCAAUAUGUUAUGAUGACUUAUGGAACAACAGAAGCAAAAAUUAAAUUUAGAAACCAAUGUGAAAAGAUAGUAUUGAAUAUUGUGCCGGACACAACUAUGUCUAUCCCACUCAUACUGGGGCGAGAAUUUCUUAAUAAAUUUAAUAUUCAUUUGUAUAAAAAAUUAAAAAAAGAGUUUUCAAAUAAAUGUACUGAAUUUCUGGAUGAAAACCGAUCAUUUUUCUGUGCACUUGAUCUUAAUAGGGAAGUCAAACCAAGAAGUCAAUCAGCUGUUAGUAGUGAUGUAGAAAAAAUAAUAUCCUAUAACCGUGACUAUUUGAAUCGCGACCAAAUUACUCGGUGUAAAUUAAAUGAAGACUUAGGCAAGGGCAAUGCGAUAAAAUCUGAGAUUUUAUGUGAAGAUGAAUAUGCUGCUGGUAACUACUGUGAUUUAGAAAGCAUUUUAUUUGAUGUUUGUUGUGUUUAUACGACUUUAUCAGAUGUUGAUGUCAAUCCGAAUCUCAGUCAAGAGCAUUUUGAAAAUUUGCGUGAUGUGAUUUACAGAAACUAUCUUGAGGCGAAUGAUAUAGAGGUAAAGCCUUAUGCGUAUGAAAUGAACAUCAAAUUAACAAGUGAUACUCCAUUUCAUUUUUUGCCACGCCGUUUAUCCUAUUAUGAAAGAGGGGAAUUGCGGAACAUUACAGACAAAUUAGUUGAAAAUAAUAUAAUUAGACCCAGUGAGUCUCCUUACGCUUCUGCUGUAGUUUUGGUAAAGAAGAAAAAUGGAGAAAUACGUAAAUGUGUAGACUAUCGUGCUUUAAACAAGCUUACUAUUAGAGAUAAUUUUCCAUUGCCUCUAAUUGAGGAUUGCAUAGAAUAUUUGGGUGGCAAAAAGUAUUUCACCACCAUUGAUUUAAAGAACGGGUUCUUCCAUGUCAAAAUGGCUUCAGAUUCAAUAAAAUACACGUCUUUCGUAACACCAUACGGGCAAUUCGAGUACUUACGUAUGCCUUUCGGUCUAAAGAAUGCACCUGCCAAAAUUUGUACCGAAUCACGCAAGAAUUACAAAAACCUUGAGGCAGCUGACACGAGAUGGGAAGUAUGUGCCAACAGAAGAGUGUUAUAA
Calliphora vicina (urban bluebottle blowfly) is the source of this 2640-nucleotide messenger RNA. RefSeq lists its product as uncharacterized. The record is from RefSeq and is a predicted model, not a curated record. The coding region runs from base 1 to 2640 and encodes 879 amino acids. Lineage: Eukaryota; Metazoa; Arthropoda; Insecta; Diptera; Calliphoridae. Gene Ontology annotation, molecular function: nucleic acid binding; zinc ion binding. The transcript is spliced from 2 exons.